Adineta steineri is the source of this 307-nucleotide messenger RNA. Lineage: Eukaryota; Metazoa; Rotifera; Eurotatoria; Adinetida; Adinetidae. The record is from the annotation of a GenBank genome assembly.
ACUUGAAAUAAUAAAUGAUGAUCAUGAAAUAAAACAUAAUCAACAUCUCGAUGAACCAUCACUUUAUCCACAUGAAAUAAAAAAAGCCUUCGAUGGUUUAAAAUGUAUUGCAACACAUAUGAGACAAGAAGAUGAAGAAAAAAAAGUUAAAGAAGAAUGGAAAUAUGUUGCCUUAGUUAUUGAUCGUCUUUUUCUUUAUAUAUUUACAACAGCUUGUGUUGCUGGUACAUGUGGAAUUAUUCUACAAGCACCAUCAAUUUAUGACAAUCGAAAACCAAUUGAUGUUAUUAAAUCUAAUCGUUUUUAA